GAAAAAAUAAGAAGAGGGAUAAGUUGAUAUGUUUUCAUUUGUUAUCCAUCCAGUCUUAUCUUAGGUUUUUCAUUCACUCAUCAUCAUCGGAAUGGCUCUCUCUUUAGCCAUUAACGUUCCUCCUGUUCGCGAUAACCUGCUUCGACCCCAACCAUUUCAAUCCCAAUUCCGUCCAAACCUACUCAAAUUCCCGAUACCCUCCUCCGCCCGAAUUCGAUGUUCCUCCUCCUCCUCUUUCAAUGACAUUUCCCUCAAAACGGUUACCCCCGACAACAAAAACUCUUUCGUUUGCCGCUUUAACGCUACCCAGCUCGAAGUUCAGGAGACCAACCAACCAUACGCAGAAACCUAUGCUGUAGGGAGACACAUUCGAAUGUCCGCUGACAAAGCUCGAAGAGUAGUCGAUCAGAUUCGCGGGCGUCCGUACGAGGCAUCACUCAUGGUAUUGGAACUCAUGCCUUAUCGUGCCUGUGAAGCCAUUAUUAAGAUUGUGUUUUCUGCUGGAGCAAAUGCAAGCCAUAACUUGGGUCUGAGCAAAUCAAGUUUGUUUAUUAGUAAAGCAGAGGUUAAUGAAGGCAAGACUUUGAAAAGAGUAAGAGCUCGAGCUCAGGGGCGGGCUAACCAAAUUCUAAAGCGUACUUGUCAUAUUACCAUUACGGUGAGAGGUUUACCUGAUGAGUCUGACAAGGAAGAAAAUUCCUCUUGAUCCUGUUUGAAGACAGCAAAAAUAUGUAUCCCUGUUAUGAAUCUUCUCCAAGCAUUACAUUUGAUGGAACUUUCUGCAUUUUGAUAUUAUGUAGUUUAUUUAGUGACUUCUACAUGAGUGUUGAGAAUCCUAUAAAUGUACUAAUAUUCAACUUAAUACUAGAAUGAAAUGUUUUACCAUUGAUAUUGA
Lathyrus oleraceus (garden pea) is the source of this 895-nucleotide messenger RNA. Lineage: Eukaryota; Viridiplantae; Streptophyta; Magnoliopsida; Fabales; Fabaceae. The record is from RefSeq and is a predicted model, not a curated record.